AUGUCAUCCAACCCGUUCAAAGACAACAUGAUAUGUGACCUUGACACUAUCAAUGCUCAAUCUCAGCUCCCCAUUUCGAUGUCGGCCACCAAUACCUGCGAGAUUCAUGCGGCGGCCACCACGAAACCAACUGGGCCUCACUGCGGCAGCAGAGUGAAGGUUGUCACGGGGCCUCCCAAGAGCCUUUGCCUACCCCACUUGUGUGGUCUGGAAAACAUUGCAUCCGUCUUGAUUGUAAGACAGGAAUCGCCGUGGGAUACCUAUCGGAAAGUCAUUACAUAUGAAAUUGCUGGCAAAGUCACCAUUGCCACACGCCGCACCCGCCCGUCUCGCAUGGUAGCAAUCCGGACAUACGCGAAAGAGAAUGCUCGAAGACUGAUAUACAGAUUCGGACGUCUAGAACACAGGAACGUUCUUUCAUUACACGAAUGCUACAUGCACGAAGAUCUCGCGUUCUUCUUGGUGGAUGAUUUGCCGCUGACGCUCGCGCACGUUGUGGCUUUUCCAUCCGUUUAUCCCAACGAGACAGAAUUGGGAUCCAUCAUCCUCGACGGUGCCUGUUAUUUAUUUAGGUUUGGCCUUGCGCACCAAUCAUUAACCUGUGAUGAUAUAUUGUUUGGCAUUGACGGGAUCGUUAAGAUAGCAAGUCUGGACCUUUGUAUAGAUUGCACGCCAAGGCAAUCUGAAGCCGCAUAUAUUGCGGCUCUUCCCUCGAUCACAAUGCGGCUCAUGCAGAAAUAUGACAAAGAUCAAGGCGUUGUUGGCGUGAAUGAUCUGGAGCGAUGGCCAAUCGAUUCUGCCGCUGUGGGUUUUCUGUCCGCUACCGAGACGGCAGGAUCAAUCAAGUCUCUGAGAAAUCAACCCUUGUUGGCGGGGAAGCACCGCCCAAGCGAGGAUCUGGUCGUUCUCGCUAGAGCAUCUCUGCUCUCCAGUAGUUUGAAUUGCGUUUACAAUCCCCAUUCUAAAGAGUGCUAG
Penicillium brevicompactum is the source of this 975-nucleotide messenger RNA. RefSeq lists its product as uncharacterized. The transcript has 4 exons. NCBI's taxonomy places the organism in Eukaryota, Fungi, Ascomycota, Eurotiomycetes, Eurotiales, Aspergillaceae. The record is from RefSeq and is a predicted model, not a curated record. Bases 1 to 975 code for a protein of 324 amino acids.